AUGUCUCAAAUUUACACUUACGAAGAAAUUGCUAAACAUAACUCCCCAGAUGACACUUGGAUUGUCAUUGAAGGUAAAGUCUAUGACGUGUCCAAAUUCUUAGAUGAACAUCCAGGUGGUGAAGAGAUUAUCUUCGAAUUAGCCGGUACAGAUGCUACUGAAAAUUUCGAAGAUAUUGGUCAUUCCGAUGAUGCUUUGAAAAUACUAAAGAAAAUGUACAUCGGUGAUCUAGAUAAAGCUAGUAAACCUGUUAAAGUGGUGCCUAAAGUGGAAGUUACAAGGAAAUCAGAUGAAAAUGGUGGUCUACUUGUUUGUAUGAUCGGUGGCAUUUGUCUGGCGAUCGCUUACUACUAUUUGAACGAUUAA
This is a messenger RNA of Naumovozyma dairenensis CBS 421, 366 nucleotides long. RefSeq names its product Cyb5p (gene CYB5). The transcript has a single exon. Gene Ontology annotation, molecular function: heme binding. NCBI's taxonomy places the organism in Eukaryota, Fungi, Ascomycota, Saccharomycetes, Saccharomycetales, Saccharomycetaceae. Gene Ontology annotation, biological process: sterol biosynthetic process. The coding region runs from base 1 to 366 and encodes 121 amino acids. Gene Ontology annotation, cellular component: intracellular membrane-bounded organelle; endoplasmic reticulum membrane. The record is from RefSeq and is a predicted model, not a curated record.